ACCAUCGACAUGCCGGCCAGUCUCCAGGAUAUGUUUCGACCGCCUGUGCAGUGUGACAUGUGCAGACAAGUGACUCAUGUCGAACGUGUCCACUCUGUCACGUCUCAGCUGUUCGAGGAGAGGUACGCCUAUACCGGCCGCCCUGUGGUCAUAACGGACGGACAGAGGAACUGGUCGGCGCCGCACGUGUUCUCCUUCGAGUUCUUCAAGUCGAUCUACGCCGACGAUUCCCCCGUUCUCGAGAACUUUGAGCGCGACUGCCAGUUCUUCCCGUACCAGACAGAGUUCAGGAACCUUCGUCACGUGUUCAACAUGACGGCGGAUCGAGUGAACAUGCGUGGGGAACCGUGGUACAUCGGAUGGAGUAACUGCGACUCCUCCGCCGCGAACAUCCUCCGGGACCACUACGAGAGGCCCUACUUCCUCCCUCAGGCCGCCGAAUCCUCCAAGACGGAUUGGAUCUUCAUGGGCACUCCGGGAUACGGCGCCCAUAUGCAUAUAGACCACGUGGGGAAUCCUUCUUGGCAGGCACAGAUCCGCGGCAGGAAGUUGUGGACUUUGGAACCUCCGCCAGAAUGCUACUUCCAGUGUAUCCCUAUGGAGGUCGUGGUGGAGCCAGGAGAGAUAAUUGUCCUGGACACCAACAUCUGGUACCACAAGACUCUCAUCGUCUCGGAGGAACUUAGCAUCACCAUUGGCUCCGAAUACGAUUAAAACCAGGAAGGAAUGUCACGUGACGAAGAUGAAAUACACUGAGGAGGAGGAAGGUGAGACGGGAGUAAAGAAGGGAGGAA
This is a messenger RNA of Penaeus vannamei (Pacific white shrimp), 794 nucleotides long. The record is from RefSeq and is a predicted model, not a curated record. Lineage: Eukaryota; Metazoa; Arthropoda; Malacostraca; Decapoda; Penaeidae.